GGAAAACUCCACCCACUGCUGGGUGUCAUCCCGCGUCCAAACGUGUCAAGGAGCAAAUCAGCUUGGACACAGGCUGGGAAGCAUCAGAGCGCACUGGACAGUAGGUUGGAUUAUUCUAAGACAAGACAUCCAGAGAAAAACCAAACUAGUGAUAAAGCUGCGGUGUUUAUUGCGUUUAGUGACUUUAAAAGUAUGCAGAUACGUUUACCCUACAGGUAUCAACGUGGCGUAAAAGUGUAAUCCAACCACAGUCGUGCGUAAAAGUUGAUUUUUCCUGUGGAGACCAUGCGCAGCUUUUCGGGGCUGUGCGUCCCAGGCGAGGUACCGCAGGCCUUUCCAACGGGAGUCCGGGAUGUGGCCGGUCACGGGGCUAUCUUGGCCGGACCCUCGCUGUUCUCAGCCAUCGCUUUAUCCUCCCGAGGAUCAUCAGAUCCCAGUUUGGAUGGCAGCGCAGAACCGAUGAUUCACACGUCGCCAACGGAACAGUCUCUGAUUUUGUGCAGGCCUCCCGAGAUUCUGGAGGGAGGGGAAGUGCCAGAGGAUGAGCCGAAAGUUUAUCUGGAAGCCAGCGACCUUUGGAGACAGUUCCACAAAUGCGGCACUGAAAUGGUCAUUACAAAAUCUGGGAGGCGCAUGUUUCCACCGCUCAAGGCCAGGUGCACCGGGAUGGACAGAAAAGCCAAAUACAUUCUCCUGAUGGACAUCGUGACGGCGGAUGACUGCAGGUAUAAGUUUCAUAACUCCCGCUGGAUGGUGGCGGGAAAGGCGGACCCGGAGAUGCCCAGGCGCAUGUACAUCCACCCGGAUAGCCCGGCCACAGGCGAGCAGUGGAUGUCUAAAGUGGUCAACUUCCACAAACUGAAACUGACCAACAACAUAUCGGAUAAGCAUGGAUUUACAAUUCUCAACUCGAUGCACAAAUACCAGCCACGAUUUCAUAUAGUGAAGGCAAAUGACAUCCUGAAGCUGCCUUACAGCACCUUUAGGACAUAUGUCUUCUCCGAGACAGAGUUCAUCGCAGUGACAGCUUACCAAAACGACAAGAUCACUCAGCUGAAAAUAGACAAUAAUCCUUUCGCGAAGGGAUUCCGAGACACGGGCAACGGACGACGGGAAAAAAGGAAACUACAACAUUCAUCACAAAAGUCUAAAGAGAUGCGGAUGACUGAAUCUGAACAUCCUAAAGAUUCAUCUGCACAAUAUUCAGACAAUUUCAAAUCUUCAGAUGCUCGUGAAAGUGACAGUGACAAAGAUGACAAUGCUGAGGACAAUCCUGGACAAGAGGUGCACAAAACCCACCGAGAAUCCGAAACAGAGCCAACGGUUUCCUUAACAGAAAGGACAGCACAGACUCCAGCUGGGACACACAGACAGAUUAGACUUAGCCACUUAACUGAUGGAGCGGGUCGCUGUGAGCCACAAGACUCAGAGAAGGAACAAUUGUGCAAAUCAUGCAGCGAUUUCCCACACAGCUGCGUUUAUCCAUCGGAAUUACACAAACAUCUGCUGGAUCCAAGUAUCCCCAACGGCCUCCGCCCCUCAGCCCAGGUGAACACCUGGAACCGCUGUGCCACUGUGGACAGAACAGUGCUGUGUGGACUGAACAUGGCAGCAACUGUCAGGGCUCCAGGGACUCCGGGGUUUCCCAUCAACUUUCAGCAGCACCCGCUGGUACAGGACCUGGUGAGCCUUUCACACUUUGGAGGAUUUCUGUUUUAUCCCUACUCCACCUUCUCUGCAGCAUCAGCCCAGUACCUCGUCCCACCGGGGCACUCUCGAGUGGGUUUCAGAACCUAUGCAAGCACCCACAGCCGGGACUACUUCACCUCUCCGAUGAUAUCUUCAUCUGUUCCUCCUGUGGGUGGUGAUGAUGGGUUGAAAUAUCUGACCCCUCAUUUGCUAAUGGCACCCAAAACAGACCAGAAGAACUCAGUGGAUGAAGCUGACAUUGACUGCAGUCAAGACGAGUCACAAACAGGGUGAAAUUACUGACUUGAAAGCAGUUGCUGCUGCUCUUAAGUGUCCCUGCAUGUGGUCUGCCCAUUUCCCACCUACAGUUCAGAGUCUAAAGGCUGUUUUCUCAUGGGAAUGACACUAAACGUAUGUACUGGUAAAGUCUCAUAGAUCUGCAUCUUAUUGACAACAUUGCUAACUGAAUCACUGUGGUGCAAAGAGCAUUUUAUUCCGACAAAUGUAACUUGUACAAUGUAAAUGAACAACAUAUUAAAGGUCCAGUGUGUAACAUUUAGGAGGAUCUAUUGUCAGAAACAGAAUAUAAUAUAGAAUAUGUUGUCUUAGAAUGAGCUGUUCAUAUCUACAAAGGGAGUAGGUCCUCUUUUACAGAGGCCUCCAUGUUGAACCACCAUGUUUCUACAUGGUGGUUCCAAACACUGGCUCUAGAUAGGGCCUUUGGCAUUCAUGAGUUUUGUGGCCACUGUAGUUUCUUCUACACACCUGGAAGGCUGAGCUGUAUCCAACUUCAUCGCUAGAUGCCACUAAAUACUACACACUGGACCUUUAAGUUGUGAUUUUAUUGAAAUUAGGUGCUGCUUGGUGGAUUAUAGAGAUGUUGAGUUAACGGCACAUUUGAACCCAGAAACAUUUAACUGACACAUUUCUGAGUUAAGUUUGGCGUAUUAAAUAACAAUAGAGCUAAGUAAAUUACUCAUUAAAAACAAAAACGUUGAACCAUAUGAAGAUUGUUCCAUGCUUUUUUAACAGUGAAACUGUUAAAAGUUAUUAGACAACUUUUGUAAGGUAUAUUUAUUUGAUCAAAUUAGAUUGAAAGUGACCAACAACCCAUUAUUUGCAACAGAGCCCCGCCCACUUCAAAUCAGUGAGAGGAGCACAGACAAAAACAGAAAUAC
Molecule: messenger RNA, 2867 nt
Organism: Morone saxatilis (striped sea-bass)
Lineage: Eukaryota; Metazoa; Chordata; Actinopteri; Moronidae
Product: T-box transcription factor TBX2-like
Exons: 7
Coding region: 286-1983 (565 amino acids)
Biological process (GO): positive regulation of DNA-templated transcription; regulation of transcription by RNA polymerase II; cell fate specification
Cellular component (GO): nucleus
Molecular function (GO): DNA-binding transcription factor activity, RNA polymerase II-specific; RNA polymerase II cis-regulatory region sequence-specific DNA binding
Source: RefSeq, a predicted model, not a curated record